Messenger RNA from Daldinia caldariorum, 1335 nucleotides. Its product is annotated as S-adenosyl-L-methionine-dependent methyltransferase. Gene Ontology annotation, molecular function: nucleic acid binding; methyltransferase activity. Lineage: Eukaryota; Fungi; Ascomycota; Sordariomycetes; Xylariales; Hypoxylaceae. Gene Ontology annotation, biological process: methylation. The coding region runs from base 91 to 1314 and encodes 407 amino acids. The record is from RefSeq and is a predicted model, not a curated record. Gene Ontology annotation, cellular component: mitochondrion. The transcript has a single exon.
AAGAAAUUCGCAUUCACCAUAAGAAACACAAACACAUUCUAUACUUGUCUUUCUCACUUCUCAUUCUCACUUCUAAUUCUCAUUCUCAUAAUGAAAAUACCACGAGUAUCACCGUCGGCGGCGCAGCGCUUGAAUACCGAUAUGCGGUACAUAACCGCCCUGCUUCCUACGUGCAAAAAUAUGAGCUCGGCACAGAACGAGCUGCGCUGGAUCCGCGAGAGUGUGGAAUCGAACAAGCUCGCGCCGCUUUUCAGGGAAACAAAAGCCUCAAAAAGUAACGAUAAGGUCUAUAAAGCUACCAAGCUUUACCGUAUGUGCAGCCUCAGGGGCCGUGGGUAUCCCUUACAAUAUAUCCUAGGGAGCCAACCUUUCGGCAAUCUCGAGAUCCGGUGCCGCCCCGGCGUCUUGAUCCCGCGCCAUGAGACCGAGGCUUGGACCACCCAUCUCGCCCACGUCGUGCGUGACAUCUUGGAUGUCGAGGAAAGUGAAACUGGUCAUGAGAUAGGUUCCGAGCUAAAAAUCAUCGAUAUGUGUACCGGAACCGGCUGUAUCGCCUUACUGCUUUACUCGCUGCUAAAUCAGCGAUUUCCAAACAUGCAGGUCCGAGGGUAUGAUAUUAACCCUAAAGCCGUCAGGCUUGCCGCGCGGAACUUCGAUCAUAAUAGGAAGCAUGAGCUGCUUCAAUCACCCACGUCUAUACAAUUCGUCUCCUUCAUGAGGGCAGACGCCUUCUCUGCAAAUUGGCCCUUUACUAUCGCCCACGAAGGGCGGCUCACUAAUUACCUACACAAGAAAAUUAGAAGAAAGCUUGAUAUAAAAGACGCAGGGAUGACGUGGAGAAGGAAUAGCUUCGGCAUACUAGUCAGUAACCCGCCGUAUAUAUCGCAAGAGGGCUUCGAUCGCGAUACCGAGCCGUCGGUGCGCAACUGGGAGCCCCGGUACUCUCUGGUCCCUCACUCACCGGAGGCUGCCAAAUUAUAUCCAGACGUGAGGCCCGAAGAUGUCUUCUACGCUAAGCUCCUGGACCAUGCCGCCAUCAUCCGGCCGCAGGUGAUAGCCUUCGAGGUCGGCGAUCUGGCCCAAGCUAUCCGCGUGGUGCAGAUGGCAUUCAAGCGGUAUAUGCAGGCAGAUACGGAAAUCUGGAGAGACUGGCCCGAUGUACAACCUCGCGAGGGCGAGGAAGAGAGCGUGGAAGUCGCUGGUGUUAGCGUACCAAUCAAGGGUAGCGGGAAUGGGAGAGUCGUUUUUAUUCGUCGACAAUCUCCCUCAUCCCCGAACUCUAACAGCGUCGCGUCCAAGCUCUUACCAUCCUGAAUAAAUUAUAUCUAGCUAGAG